Trichogramma pretiosum is the source of this 2313-nucleotide messenger RNA. It is a transcript of the gene Lkb1, whose product is annotated as serine/threonine-protein kinase STK11-like. The transcript is spliced from 6 exons. The record is from RefSeq and is a predicted model, not a curated record. Bases 202 to 1800 code for a protein of 532 amino acids. Gene Ontology annotation, molecular function: ATP binding; protein kinase activator activity; protein serine/threonine kinase activity. Gene Ontology annotation, cellular component: cytoplasm. Gene Ontology annotation, biological process: establishment of cell polarity; regulation of cell growth; protein phosphorylation. Lineage: Eukaryota; Metazoa; Arthropoda; Insecta; Hymenoptera; Trichogrammatidae.
UGCGAGCAGAGAGGGAAAUAACAAUUCGAGUGUCGAGUCGUGCGUGUGUGUGUACAGUUGUAUUUUUUUUUAUUAUAUAUAUCUCGGUCUUGCUCUUGCUGGACUGGCAGCAGCACAGCACACGGCAGCAGUGCAAGCCGAGAAAGCGCCGAGCGAUGGAGUUUAUGACAUCUCGUGAGCUUGAUCAACUUUUCCGGCUUGAUGCGCGACCGUUACUCGCGCGAUAGGUUAGCGACAACAAUAACAGCAGUAGUGUGUACAACGUCAAGCAGCGCAGCCAUCAUCGUCGUCGUCGUCGCUUUCCGAAAACGUCAGUCCGCGACGAGGACCGAUCGGAAAAAAAAACAUCCUCGCUGCUGCUGCUGUGUGUGUAUACGAGCGAGAGUCCAGCCCGGGUCCCGGGGGCUGCACGAACCUUCGAAGCCCGAAAUCAUUAUUGUCGUCCGCGCGCACACACGGAAAAUAACUGGAGGAUCGCAACAACUGGUCAUGGAAAUUUACGACCCAGACGAGGACGAGGUGAUCGACACGGAGAUUUUCGCCGAUCUCGAUCCGACAGCUUGGAAUCCUCGCGAAUACGAGGACGUAAACACGUUCUUUCAUCGCGUGGAUUCCGACCAGAUCAUCUACGAGGAGAAGAAAAAGUGCAAGUUUAUCGGCAAGUACGUCAUGGGCGAUCUCUUGGGCGAGGGUAGUUACGGCAAAGUCAAGGAGAUGCUGGAUUCCGUGACGCUCUGCAGGAGAGCUGUCAAAAUUCUCAAGAAAAAAAAGCUCAGAAGAAUACCCAAUGGCGAAUCGAAUGUUCAAAGAGAAAUUAAGCUGUUGAAGAUGUUAAAGCAUAAAAAUGUUAUUGAACUUGUUGAUGUUCUUUAUAAUGACGAAAAAGAAAAGAUGUACAUAAUAAUGGAGUUCUGUGUGGGCGUACUACAGGAUAUGUUAGACAGUACACCGUUAAAAAAGUUUCCUCUAUGGCAAGCCCAUGAUUAUUUUUGUCAAUUACUUGAUGGUUUGGAAUAUCUACACGGUAAAAGUAUUAUUCACAAGGAUAUUAAACCUGGAAAUUUACUUUUAACACUUGAUGGUACCUUAAAAAUUAGUGAUUUUGGAGUAGCUGAGGCCCUUGACAUGUUUGCUGAAGAUGAUACAUGCACAACUGGUCAAGGUUCUCCAGCUUUUCAACCACCUGAAAUCGCAAAUGGUUGUGAAUCAUUUGCUGGUUUUAAAGUAGAUAUUUGGAGCAGUGGAGUUACUUUGUACAAUAUAACAACAGGGCUCUAUCCAUUUGAAGGUAAUAAUAUUUACAGAUUAUAUGAGAAUAUUGGCAAAGGUGAAUAUACUAUUCCUGAAGAAGUGGAAGAUUCCUUAAGGACAUUAUUAACUGGAAUGUUGCAAAAAGAAAUUGAUGAUAGAUUUACACUACAACAAGUGAGAUGCCAUGAAUGGACAUUGACAUGCCCACAAAAAACUUCGGAAUUUGUACCUAUUCCACCUCUUAGAGGAGAUGAAUGGCACACUAUGACUGUCUUACCUUAUCUAUUAGAUCAUCACUAUGGGACCAAAAAUGAUCAAAUUUAUUACACAGAAAGAGAAUUAAAUGAAGAAAAGAGAAAAGAAGAGGAAGAAGCAGAGAUGUACCAACAGUUGCGAGAGCAAGAGCAAGAGCAAGAGCAAGAGCAAGAAAUCAUUGAAAUACCUAGUCAAAACCGAAAUAAAACUAGUAACAUUCGGCAAAGUAGUAGAUUAAUAUGGAAAAAUCCAUUAACUAAUAACAAAAAAUUUUCGCCAUGUAAGCCAUCAUGAUUUACAUCGAUCUUCAUAAUCAUUUGUACAUAUAAAGACUUGUACUGAGAUGUGACAGAAAAUUGUUACUGUAAAUUUUCUCUACGUUUAACAAAGAUGUACAAAAAUAAUGUGUAUAUGAUUAGUUGUAAGUUUGAACGGUUUGAAUAUAUAUUGAAACUUCUAUAAAUUUUUAGUUUCCUUGUUAAAAGAAAAGUGAAUUAAUUCAAUUUUUAAUUACCAGUCACCAAUUUAAAUCAAAGCUAUAUGCGUAAAAAAUUUAAUUUUUCAUGUUUGAUGAUAUUUUAGGUAGAAGUAUGAGUUUUUAUUAUCAUCAAAGCUGUUGCAAUGAAGUUUGAAAGUUUGAUAACUUAAACAAUUUUUGUUUGGCUUAGUUUUACUUUUACGGUGAUGAAAAAACUUCUCAUCACAAAUCUAACAACAAACUACUUUUUGUUAUGUUAUAUAUUUGUAUAUUUUAAUGUCAUAUCCAUGAAAGAAACGAUAAAUUAUGUUAUUUUUAAUUGCCGUGAA